Malania oleifera is the source of this 2125-nucleotide messenger RNA. Its product is annotated as F-box protein At2g27310-like. The record is from RefSeq and is a predicted model, not a curated record. Bases 750 to 2000 code for a protein of 416 amino acids. Lineage: Eukaryota; Viridiplantae; Streptophyta; Magnoliopsida; Santalales; Ximeniaceae. The transcript is spliced from 2 exons. Gene Ontology annotation, molecular function: protein binding.
AGUAAGUCAAGUCCGAGUCUAAUUUUCUUUCUAGAAUUAGAAAUUAGAAAUUAGGAUUAGAGAUCACCAAGAUCUCCUUUCAAUACACGUAUGUUGGUUACCGACGGCGACAGGCUGCGCUCCUCAAACGAGCGGGCGUCAGUGUUGAUGCCGAUGAUGAUGACUGUGGCCCAGGAGCACUAGGGCAUCACAGGAUCACCCUCACAGGGUAGGAUGGGAGCUUUGUGAGAGAGGACCUUUUCAUAAAUAUCGCAGGCGAGGCAGAGGCAGAGGAAGAGGCAGAGGCACGAGUCCCCAUAAAACGAAUAGUUCCGAAAAGGGGGGAAAGUGACCCAUGAACCGAAGAUUUACCAUCAACCUCCUAAAUUUCCCAAUCAAACCCUGCUUCCUUCUCCUGGGUUCUCCUUAAAUUGCCGGUGCCUUUCCAGGGUUGCACGCUCAAAAUAUAAAAAAGUGAAGAAAGGGCUUCACGCUUUUCUCGUCUUCGUCUUCGUCUUCGUCUUCGUCUUCGCCUUCGCCUUCGCCUGUUUGUUUCAUCUGUGGUUGUUGCCAAUCUUUGAGGUCUGCGAACCAUUUCUGUGUUUCUGUCAUAUAUGAUAUGCGCAUAGUGGGAAUUUUCCCUAAAUAAAUCCUAGGAAUUUAGAUAUUUUUUGGGAGUUUCUUGGGCAACAUUUUAUACCCUUCUGUUGAAUUGUGUAUUUUCUGAAUUUAUUUGUGGGGGAUGUUCUAAUGUUCGCUAAUUUUGUUGGAUGAACUUUGUUUUUGCUCUUGGAGCUCUGUCCAUGUCUUGUGGUAGUGUAUAUCUUCGAGCAUUAGGACAAGCACUGCAAGUUGGAUCUGAUGAGCAGAGGACUUCUAUGACAAUGUCAGUUUCACAAGUUGAAAAUUCAGCAUCAUUGAGUAGUGAUCUUUUCUAUGACAUACUGAGACGUCUUGAUGGCCCAACUUUGGCUAGUGCUGCAUGUGCAUGUGCAGCAUUCUGCUCCAUUUCAAAAGAAGAAAGGCUAUGGGAAAAUGUAUGUUCUUCUAUGUGGCCGUCAACAAACAGAGAAGAUGUCAAGAGUUUGAUUUCAUCAGUUGGUGGCUUCAGAAAAUUCUAUGCAGAUUGCUUUCCCCUCAUUGUAAACAAGGAAGUUCCUGAUGUUCAAUGGAAUGACUACAUUGAGUACCCUGAAGAAUGGACAGAAGCUGAAUACUAUGGUGAUGACGAUGGAUUUGAAAGCAUUUCACCAACAGAUUUUGUUUCUAUUGUGGAUAUCAGAUAUAAAGAUAAAACAGUGUGCUCAAAAGUCCUAUGGGGUAUUCCUAAUGCAAAUGGCGUCAAUGGUUGGUUUUACAAUUGCCCAUUUCGCAUUGAUCUUCUCACAUAUUCAGCCAGAGAUGAUGACUCCGAAGGUGAAGUUACCCUUUCAGUUUCUGAUGGUUUGCCACCAAUUGGAUCCAUGGAACGGGAGCGGAAGGAUGGGAAGCUGUGGCGGGAGCUGCGAGAUGGACUUCGGCUUAGUUGGAUUAUUGUGAACAGAAAAGUAAGGCAAGCUGCUAAUCUUGCUAGCUGGAGCCCACUUGGUGGGCAAAGACAUUGGCCGACAGACAGGGAUUUCUUGAUACGCUUUGGAUCCAUUCUUCCUGCCAAGGACAUUCUUCCAUGUCAAGUUGUAGAAUGUAUACUCCUUAUGAAGUUCAGAGUGAUACAUACUGAGGGAGAGGGUGUUCAGACCACACUCAAAUUAGCAGAACUAAGCAUGCAGCUAGAAGACAUGGAAGGCGCUCAUGUUAAUGGAAGAAACAGUUUGCUUGUUCUCAGGGAAGCACUUAGUUGUCGUAGAAGCAAGAAUUACAGUGAAGCUCUCGAGUCUUGUCAUUUGUAUUCAAAAGUGCAGAGCGAGUUGAAGGAGGAAAAGAUGAGGAGCGAAAGCAGGCUUGACAGACUAUGUAUAUUAAGUGGCAUUGCUGCAUUUGUGACAUUCUGGUCCUACAUUUUGUUGAAUUGGAAGCAGUAGCUUCUUUUUUGACUGUGUUACAAGAAAAUGCUUUCUUGUCUAACAAACAUUCAGUGUCUGUACUAUGUAAAUGUUUUAUUCAAUUUUGAUCUGUUAACAAGAAUUCUUUGACCUUGUUAGAACAA